This is a messenger RNA of Paramuricea clavata, 5038 nucleotides long. The record is from the annotation of a GenBank genome assembly. Lineage: Eukaryota; Metazoa; Cnidaria; Anthozoa; Malacalcyonacea; Plexauridae.
AUGGAAGAGUGCAUACGUGUAUGCUGUAUGCAAAAGUUUUGCGAUCUGGCCUUUGUGAUAAACGGCACAUGUUUCACAGUUCGCUGUCAUACCGAGGAAGGCUGUCAGGAGGUUAGAUCACCAGGAUCUGGGUUUAAACCAAUGAUAUCUUACGUGGUGAGAGAGAAGCCACGUAACUAUCACAAGAAGCACGAAAAAGUACAUGGCAAGAAUCUAGGGAAGAAACAUCACCAAAAAGGUAUGCCCAUGGCUUGCAUGGUGAAAAUGCGAAUAAGUAUUAAUUAAAUGAGUGACAUUUUAUUAUGCUUUAUCACCUGUAUUGGGUGCGAAUUUGCCAAUCACAUGUUAAUUGCAGAGUACCUGGAUUUCAUAUAUAAACAGAUCGCUUUUUUUUGCCAACGAAGACAGGUAACUGGGCAAGCUGGAUAGCUCGGAUCCAUAUUAGGCUACGUUUAUACUAUACCAGAUAGCUUUCCGUAGCGAUGUGAAAAAAACUUUUUCCGUACCUUUUAGGAACGCUAUUUUCCCAAGAAUUAUUGCAACGGACAGAUAUUAUUUUACUCGUGGUUUCUGAAAGUUGUACAUUCCGUACCGGAUAAAUAUUAGGGAGUUUAAGAUCUUGACGAUGAACUACCGACUACGUUUGAAAUAGUUUUUGUUGUAUGUAUGCAAAUACUAAAUGCUUGUCAAAACGAAUGUAUUUCCAAAUAUGUUUUAUGUCCAUAGCUUUGUGUUCGGCAAGUUUCAUCUUUUAAUUUUCAUCAUUUCUUUAUAAAAAUACUUUCUCCAACCUGCAAAGUUGCGUAGUCAGUUUCGGUACUAUGUUUUUGAUGUACUAUUUAAAAAACGAGCAGGAGUGUUUUAUUAGGUUUAAAGUCACGAGCGCGCAGCGCGAGUGGCUUUAGACCUAAUAAAACACGACCCGCGAGUUUUUUAAAUGACUUCAAAAACGUAUGCAUAAUAAGUCAAAUCUUUAUAUAAAAAUCUUUAUAUAAAAACCUUUAUAUAAAAAUCUUUAUAUAAAAACCUUUAUAUAGUUUGCAUAACAAUGGUCUUUUGUUAAAGUGUUCUUUAGCUGGUAUAAAGACGUAUGCACGUGACUAAUUUCUUACUCAAGAUUGGAUAAUUGCUUCAUGAAUUAUUAAUGAGUUUUUGAAGUACUAUUUAAAAAACGAGCAGGAGUGUUUUAUUAGGUUUAAAGCCACGAGCGCGCAGCGCGAGUGGCUUUAGACCUAAUAAAACAAACACCGCGGAAAAACGUCUGCGCAUGCGUCAACCUUACCUGUAAUAGUAUUGCGAACUUGAUGAGAAGCUGUUAAGAACGUUUCCGAAGGCUCAAAAUGGCGGUAAAAAGGAGUGACUUCAUUGUACGUCUUUACAGCCAGAUUUCGAGCGCAAAAAUAAACAUGUCAUUCUAAAAACUAGGAAUAAAUACAGCCAGAAGGUUCAAGAAGUUGUAUUGUACAAGAACAUGAACUAAAGGUGAUUGUUGACAAAUUUAUCGUCUGAAACAUUUUGUUUAUCAACUAAGCAACGACAAUUUCCGAAUUUUCGUUUGAGAUACAUUUCUUUAAAAAAAACUGUGUCGCCAAAUAUAAAAAAUUUUCGUGUUCACAAUAAUUAAACUUUAGGAUUUAUUCUACAAUUUGAGUGGGUUAAGAAGCUUAACUUUUCGAGAGUUUUCUUAACUUUUGAGUUUGAAUUUUUGUUUUGAAUAAUUUUGCAAAAAUUUUCGAAGUCGUGUCCGUUAAAAUCAACAAUUUUUUACAUGAAUUAUAUUUCAUUCCAUACUUUAAAUGCCAGGACGCUUUCAAUUAAUGUCUAGUCUACCCAUUUGCUAUAUUUUCUCGUUUGUUUUACUAAUUUUUGACCAAUUAAUAAGCAUGUUUUUGUUUUAGAAAUUGAUAUUCAAAUUCCCCGCCAUAUUUUCAUAAUUUGGUGCAUGCGCAGACGUUUUUCCGCGGUGUUAAUAAAACACGACCCGCGAGUUUUUUAAAUGACUUCAAAAACGUAUGCAUAAUAAGUCAAAUCUUUAUAUAAAAAUCUUUAUAUAAAAACCUUUAUAUAAAAAUCUUUAUAUAAAAAUCUUUACAUAGUUUGCAUAACAAUGGUCUUUUGUUAAAGUGUUCUUUAGCUGGUAUAAAGACGUAUGCACGUGACUAAUUUCUUACUCAAGAUUGGAUAAUUGAUUCAAGAAUUAUUAAUGAGUUUUUGAAGUACUAUUUAAAAAACGAGCAGGAGUGUUUUAUUAGGUUUAAAGCCACGAGCGCGCAGCGCGAGUGGCUUUAGACCUAAUAAAACACAACCUGCGAGUUUUUUAAAUGGCUUCAAAAACGUUUGCAUAAUAAGUCGAAUCUUUAUAUAAAAAUCUUUAUAUAAAAAUCUUUAUAUAAAAAUCUUCAUAUAAAAAUCUUUAUAUAGUUUGCAUAACAAUGGUCUUUUGUUAAAGUGUUCUUUAGCUGGUAUAAAGACGUAUGCACGUGACUAAUUUCUUACUCAAGAUUGGAUAAUUGCUUCAUGAAUUACUAAUGAGUUUUUGAAGUACUAUUUAAAAAACGAGCGGGAGUGUUUUAUUAGGUUUAAAGCCACGAGCGCGCAGCGCGAGUGGCUUUAGACCUAAUAAAACACGACCCGCGAGUUUUUUGAAUGACUUCAAAAACGUAUGCAUAAUAAGUCAAAUCUUUAUAUAAAAAUCUUUAUAUAAAAAUCUUUAUAUAAAAACCUUUAUAUAGUUUGCAUAACAAUGGUCUUUUGUUAAAGUGUUCUUUAGCUGGUAUAAAGACGUAUGCACAUGACUAAUUUCUUACUCAAGAUUGGAUAAUUGCUUCAUGAAUUAUUAAUGAGUUUUUGAAGCUGUUUUACAACACAAGAAUGUGGUUUUUACUCUGUUGCCAAGGUCGCUACGGUGAAAAAAUGCCCUGGGGAUAUCUAAAUUCUGUCUGUUUUUCUUAAAGCAAUGUGAAAACAAGCUUUCAACCGUACUCCGUUGUCCGUUGUCUGGAUCUUUAACCAGCUACUUUUUCGUGCCGCUAUGGAAAGCUAUUUGUUACAAUGUAAACGUAACCCUAAUUAAACUUUCCUACUUGGCAGCCGAACUUGUUUGAAUUCUUAUAUUAUUAUAAUCGGCCAAUGCUUUAUUUCAGGAGAUCUCAAGAAUUCGAAGAACACUACAACAUCAGAAAUGCCUCAUGUGCCGCCUCCCAGCCUACCAAGUGUGGAUAGCGAACACUACUGCACUAACAGUGAGAUCAUGUACAACGUCACAUUGCGGGGAGGCAUUACGUCCGGGACAUUUCGUGACAGAGGUGUAUUACCCAACAUGCAAGAGUGCUUACGUAUUUGCUGCAUUGCCAAGUCAUGUGACCUGGCCUUCAUGCUGAGCAACCGCUGCUUCUCGGUAACAUGCAAGAAACAGACCCUUUGUGAAGUCGUGACCGCGCGGUCGUCUGGGUACAAGCCACAAAUUGCGUACAUCUACGCUCGGUCAAAUAUUGCGAAUCACGACCCGUCAAGUGAAAUUCGUUCUCAGGACCAGAGUUUAACAUCAUUGCCUGUGGACGAAAGAGAUCACCCCAACCAAAAGCCAAACAAAAUAAUUAAUAACCAUACACAGGAUAGCAGCCAUAAACACAAAAAGAAGAAAAAUCUUAACGUUAAGCAAAUUUCUCCAUCGAAGCACAAGAAAAAGCCUUAUAAGACUAAGAAGCCAAGAAGAAGGAAAAAGCACAAAGGAAAAAUACAUCAGAGCAAUCGAGCGAAACUAAAACGCUUGUAUGCCAAAGAGCGUAUACUUCUUCGAAAGUUAUCCUUAUUAAAACUAAGAAUGGAAAUGAUCAAAAGAAAAGAUCAUGACGGAGAUAAAAGUACUAAAGAUAACGUUCUUCUGGAAGCGUUUGAAGACGAGCCAAAAAUUCCAAAGACUACUUUGAACAAAGACAAGGAUUCUCGCCCCCAAAUUAGAAACAAAACCAAAAGAACAGAUGAAAACACAUCGAUUAUUUCCACAAAGCUUGUAAUGGAGUCCAAUACUACUAGAGGGGCAACAGAUAAGAGUAAGAAGCAGUCGAAUAGAAGCAAGCCUUUUAUAAGAAAAGAUGCAAACAUUUCCAUGAAUGGAAAUACAUUUACUACAAAAGAAAAGCAGUUGCUUUAUGAAAAAGAUGUUGAAAACUAUGUUAGUACAGAAAAUGAAAAGCUUUUUGAAAGUAAUACAUUUACAGAAGAAAGGAAUUUUUUACCAAAUGAAACUGGUAACACUUCUAAUAUUUUCCCAUCAUUCCCGAGAAAUGAAUCUAGUAAUAGGCCAAAACAUUCUACAAAACAACUGGUAAAAGAAACGGGAAAAGUUAAAACUUCUAAUUUGACAAAUUUUGGACUAUCAAAAUUUCAAAAUGUCCCCUUUAGAGAUAUGGUAAGUCAAACAGAAGAUAAUUCGCAAACUAACUCAAAUGAAAAAGGUGACAUUGAAGAAAGAGAAAAACAAACUAAAACUAAUAUUGAGAAAGGGAAAACAUCUUUUGAACGGAUGAAAGAGUUCUACAGUGGUAAAAAAGACAGGAAAGAUAAUACCGCUUCACUGGAAGAAAUGAUAAGUCAAACAACAGAAUCAAAAAACAGAGAAUUCGAAAAAGUAUUACCAAAGAAUAGAGAUAGGCGGAAAAACAGAACGUUUGGUACCAAAAAAUUUAAAGGUUACAAUACCAAUGGUAAUUCUAAUUCACAGAAAGAUAGUGCCAAAAUUUUUGAAAAUAUUGUGCCAAAUAUUUCAGUGUCUAGCGCACAAUCAGAAGACCAUAUUGAAACAAGAACCUCGGAAAAAAACGUUUCAGUCGCAAAUGAUCUUAUUCCGAAGAGCCUGGAUAGUUUUAUAUAUCCGCAAAAAACAAGAAAUGAUCUGAUGCUUUUGGGUGCUUUUCCUUUCAAAACAAUAGAAAAUGAUGGGUACAAACGGACAGCAAAACCGAUGGAGAAUCAUUUUAUUGUGGCAAACAACUCUUCAAAAACCCUUUCCAGCCGUAAGAAAGGAGACAAUUCAUAG